Molecule: messenger RNA, 3177 nt
Organism: Tuber melanosporum (Perigord truffle)
Lineage: Eukaryota; Fungi; Ascomycota; Pezizomycetes; Pezizales; Tuberaceae
Exons: 9
Coding region: 285-2921 (878 amino acids)
Cellular component (GO): cell septum; cell periphery
Molecular function (GO): chitin synthase activity
Source: RefSeq, a predicted model, not a curated record
GUCCCCCUCCCAGAGUUGCGUUAUCUCCACUCUGCAGAGCCCAUUUCAUCUCUCCUAUUACUAGCUUCCUCCCCCAGCAAAGUGAGAGACAAUCUCUCUUUCUGUUCCAUUCCUCACUCGGCGAUAAUUAAAGGACCCUCCCACCCCCUGAAUUCCCGUGCCCCUCCAACCUCCUCUUGAAGGUAAAAUUUCAUUAGCCCAGAGAGAGAGCUUCAACGAAUUCCAAGUGAAGUGAAACAGCUCUAUUUUCUCCUUACAGAUCUUGUGCAGCGGGAAUCUACACAAUGUCAUAUCAAGGCGGGAAUGCCCAACCAGGGCACGGUGAUGACCAUACCCAGCAAUACCCUCCCUCCACAUACCAUAUGCCCCCUCCUAGAGACUACGACUCCGACGACGAAGAACGAGUCCCCCUUAACACCCAGCAACAACCAGGUGGACCCUUUCAAGCACCAUUCGACGACCCGAUGAGCCGCUCAACCACCCCCGGUGGUUCUCAACGCCCCAACACUGGGUAUUCUCUUUCAGAGAGCUAUGCUGGAGCACCAGGAGCUGGUACAUACGAUAGUGGACCAGGUUAUCCUACCGGAAACGAUCCGGGUCCUCCAUACGGAGCUCCUCGCGUGGCUAGCCCUUACUCUAGGUCUGAUAGUUCUUCUACCGAAGCCUGGCGGCAAAGACAAGCCCCCUCCGGGAUGCGGCGUUAUGCCACAAGAAAAAUCAAACUUCAGCAGGGCCAAGUUUUGGCCAUUGACUAUCCGGUGCCCUCCGCAAUUCAAAAUGCAAUCCAAUCCAAGUAUCGGGCACCCGAUGUCGAGGGCGGUAGUGAGGAGUUUACUCAUAUGAGAUACACUGCUGCCACCUGUGACCCUGAUGACUUUACGCUCCGAAACGGGUACAACCUGCGGCCGGCCAUGUACAACCGACAUACCGAGUUGCUUAUUGCUAUCACCUACUACAACGAAGACAAACAAUUGACUGCGCGUACACUUCAUGGUGUCAUGCAAAACGUUCGUGACAUUGUAAACCUUAAAAAAUCAGAGUUCUGGAACAAAGGUGGGCCUGCCUGGCAGAAGAUUGUUGUUUGUCUCGUCUUCGAUGGUAUCGACCCGUGCGACAAAGACACUCUCGAUGUCCUCGCAACCGUUGGCAUCUUUCAGGACGGUGUCAUGAAGAGGGAUGUUGACGGUAAAGAAACUACCGCACAUAUUUUCGAAUACACUACCCAAUUAUCCGUAACAGCUUCACAACAGUUGAUUCGUCCUCGUGAUGAUGACCCAUCGUGUCUCCCGCCUGUGCAGAUGAUGUUCUGCCUAAAGCAGAAGAAUUCCAAGAAAAUCAAUUCUCAUAGAUGGUUGUUCAAUGCCUUUGGCCGGCUAUUGAACCCGGAGGUUUGUGUACUGCUGGACGCUGGUACCAAGCCAGGUGCCAAGAGUAUUUUGGCUCUGUGGGAGGCUUUCUACAAUGACAAGGACUUGGGCGGUGCUUGCGGUGAAAUCCACGCCAUGUUGGGUAAGGGAGGAAAGAACUUGUUAAAUCCACUUGUGGCUACCCAGAAUUUCGAGUACAAGAUCUCGAACAUUCUUGACAAACCUUUGGAAGCUGCUUUCGGAUACGUCUCUGUGUUGCCUGGCGCUUUCUCGGCUUACCGUUUCCGUGCCAUUAUGGGCCGUCCCUUGGAGCAAUAUUUCCAUGGUGAUCACACUCUAUCCGCUCGCCUUGGAAAGAAGGGUAUUGAGGGCAUGAACAUUUUCAAGAAGAACAUGUUCUUGGCCGAGGAUCGUAUUUUGUGUUUCGAGUUGGUUGCCAAAGCUGGGUCCAAAUGGCAUUUGACCUACGUCAAGACCUCGAAAGCCGAAACUGAUGUGCCGGAAGGUGCACCUGAGUUUAUCUCCCAACGUCGUCGUUGGUUGAACGGUUCUUUCGCUGCCAGUAUUUACUCCUUGAUGCAUUUCGGGAGAAUGUACUCCAGUACUUGCUUACAACGUCUUCUCUGUAAUCAUGUCAUGGUUCGGUUUGGCCAAUUUUUGGCUCACCACUACCGAACUCGCAUCUUUAACACUAUCUUGAAAUAUCUUUAUCUUGGCUUUCUCCUGCUCCAAUUCAUCUUGGCCUUGGGUAACAGACCAAAAGGUUCACGUUACACUUAUCUCGUCUCCUUCGUUGUCUUCGGCUUGGUCCAAUUCUACAUCAUCAUUCUCUCGUUCUACCUCGUCAUCCAGGCGUUCUCGAACUCUGAAGGUUGGGACGAACUCAAGUCUGAUAGUCUAAGCGGCUUUAUCAAGAACUUCUUCACUGCCAAUUCUGGUGUCAUUAUCAUCGCUCUUGCGGCAACCUUUGGUCUUUACUUCGUGGCCUCCAUCAUCUAUCUCGACCCUUGGCACAUGAUUCACAGUUUCCCUCAAUACUUGCUCACUGUGUCCUCAUACAUCAACAUCCUCAACGUUUACGCUUUCAGUAAUUGGCACGACGUUUCCUGGGGUACCAAGGGUUCCGACAAGGCUGACGUGCUGCCAUCUGCAAAGACGCAAGUUGCUGAGGAUGGUAAAGCAAAGGUCAUUGACGAACCCGAUAAGCCGCAAGCGGAUAUUGAUCAAGCUUUCGAGACAACCGUUAAGCGUGCUCUAACACCUUUUGUUCCUGUGAUUGAAGAUGAAAAGAAGACGCUUGAUGAUUCUUACAAGUCUUUCAGAACCAAGCUCGUCAGUUCCUGGAUUUUCAUGAAUGCUGGUCUCGCUGUUAUUAUCACCUCGGACAGUUUUGAUUCUUUUGGCUUCUCGAAACAAAACGCUGCUGCCACCAGAACUGCCAACUACUUCAAGGGUUUGCUGUGGGCUACCGCUGCGUUGAGUUUUGUUCGAUUCAUAGGAUGUUGUUACUUCCUUGGAAGAGCGUCCAUUCUCUGCUGCUUCGCGAGGCGUUAAAGGGGUCGGGCCGCGGAUACGGGAUAUGAUGGAGCCGGCUGGGCGCAAAAAAUUAUGUGCGGUGGAUUUAUACUGCAUAUUUCCAUAUUUCUGGGAGGGAAUGGAAUAGGAUGGCUAGCAUUUUGUACAUUGAGGGCGAUGAUAUCCAAUGGGUACACGGAAAUGGAGGGGGGGUAACAUGGGCGAUCAUCAUAUAUCUCUUCACGAUUUCAACGUUUUUUUUUUUCCUCUUAAUUAAAGGUUUCAUUUUUCUUCA